Hypanus sabinus (Atlantic stingray) is the source of this 2018-nucleotide messenger RNA. RefSeq names its product MARVEL domain-containing protein 3-like. NCBI's taxonomy places the organism in Eukaryota, Metazoa, Chordata, Chondrichthyes, Myliobatiformes, Dasyatidae. The transcript is spliced from 4 exons. Gene Ontology annotation, cellular component: membrane. Bases 394 to 1455 code for a protein of 353 amino acids. The record is from RefSeq and is a predicted model, not a curated record.
UGAACAAUUUCGACGGAGGUUGGCCGGGCGACGGUGUAGGAAGCCGCGGCACGUCCUUUCCCUUUGUGAGUCUCCGCCAGCGCCGGAGCACCGGCCUCAUCCGUAUUUUGGAUCCAGCUCCUGUCGUUCACCUGUGAAGCAACCUGCGGGCCGGCGGCGCGCUCUAAAUCUCCACCUACCACAAAUAUAUCUUCAGUUUUAACUGCAGUUUCUUCCUUUCGACUGAACUACUUUUGGCCGCAGAUAUACCUGUUUUGUCUUUCCACAUUAACAUUUACUUUGCGCUGCUUCAUACUGCAUUACAACCUUCGCGCAAUUCUGCUGUCUUGCGGAGUUCGUUGUGUUUAUUGUUUCGAUCUCAUGAGUAGAGCUGAAGGCAAAUGAAGCUACAAAAUGUCCUAUCCCAGUAAAGUUCCAAGAAAUUCUGAUGGAAGCCAUUCUUCGAAUAACCCACAUCGAGAGAGAAGACCCAGGGACAGGCCCCAUCCUGAAAAUAGCCAUUCUGGUAGACGUAGCAGGGAAGACCCAAGAGACAAUCACCAAAGCAAACCUUCAAGAGAGCCAUAUCCUUCCAGUAAAAGACAUUCACGAGAUUCAGUGGAAGAAACGUACUCCAGACCACCAACUACAAGAGGAACACCAUCUCAACCAGACAGUAUACCGUCUUCUUCAGCACCUCCCUUUUAUAGUGCUGUUUCACAAGCUAACUCUCCACCCAAAGAGUCCUUUGGGACAAAGUGCUCAUAUUUAUGCUCCAGAAGAGGUGUCUUGCAGUUUUCUGAAAUUACAACCAAUCUCAUGGUCCUGAUCUGCGUGGCUGCGUCCCAGGCGGCGAUAUCUGGAUACACAUCAAUGGGAGGUCUUGGGAUAGGCUCUUUUAGCAUCGAUUCAGCGUACAGCCCUUUCCAAGGAACAGAGCUGAAGCAAAUCCGGGAACUUGAUAUGCAGUUUAAUCAAAUGAGAACCCCUGGUGUGUAUGGAGGGGUGACGGUCAGCAUUGUCCUCGGCUGUCUGACAAUUCUUUUUCUGGUCGGUGGGGGUAAACCUCUUCACCGCAUUUCUCCGAAACUUCUCAUGGCUGAAUUUGCAUUCAACAUCAUUGCGUGCAUCGGGUAUAUAGUGGGUGUUGGACUUUACCUCCAUCUCAUGAUUACAGUGAACAGCACUGAGGUUUGUAGAUUACGACACCGUUUGUAUGCAGGCCGCGGUUACACCUUCAUGAAUUGUGACAUUCAGGGAGGAGAUGCCGCAGUUGCAUUAUUCGGCUUAAUUUCUGCUUGCUUGUAUUGUGGAAGUGCAGUUCUGAGUUUCCUGACAUUGAGAUCGUUGAAGAAAAUUUUGAGAAAUAUGCACCUUAACAAUUCAGUUCAAAAUUACUUGGAGGAAGAUGAAUAUAAAAACCAAGCAGGUCACCAGGAAGUUAAACCUAAUCACAACCUGUCAACGCUUGUGUGAGGUAGCUGCCCCACAUUAAAUACAUCUUGAUUCCUGAAAGCAAAAUGCUGCAGAUUCUGGAAAUCUAAUGUAAUACCAGAAAUACUAAAAAGUCUUUAUUUUAUAUCCCCAUUGUGGUGAAUGUGUACGAUCUUGAUGUAUAUUUAACCUAUCUCCUUUUAAAGUUUACCUUUAAGAGUUUAGGAGAUAUCUAGCAACAUGAUUAAUCAGUAUUUCGAUUAAGAUAAUGAACUAGUAGAUUCUGGGCAGAAAAUUUUUAGUGUUAGUGAGCAAAUACUAACUUCUGCUGCAGUAUGUUUUAUAUAUUGGCAAUAUUCAUAUGCUGUGGAAGUUACAAUGUUCUUCUCAAUAUAUCAGUGAAUCUGAAUAUUACUUAUUGGAUGGUUAUGAAUGCUAGCCAUCAAUCAUUGUGUGAUGUAACUGAAAUUUUUUUAAUAAUGUCUUUCAUUCUCUACAAGGCAUAGAUAUAAUAAAAUCUUCUAUUUAAAGUCAGUGUUUAAAUUGCUGCGGUUCCACUCUUUUUGGUCAAAAUGCUUUUCAUUUUCAGUUUUUCUAUCCUAAUA